Fulmarus glacialis (Northern fulmar) is the source of this 444-nucleotide messenger RNA. RefSeq names its product ERC protein 2-like. Gene Ontology annotation, biological process: neuromuscular synaptic transmission; maintenance of presynaptic active zone structure; regulation of synaptic plasticity. Lineage: Eukaryota; Metazoa; Chordata; Aves; Procellariiformes; Procellariidae. Gene Ontology annotation, molecular function: structural constituent of presynaptic active zone. The transcript is spliced from 3 exons. Gene Ontology annotation, cellular component: cytoskeleton of presynaptic active zone. The record is from RefSeq and is a predicted model, not a curated record. The annotation marks the transcript as partial.
GUAGAAGAGCUGAUGAAUGCACUGGAAAAGACUAGACAAGAAUUAGAUUCUACCAAAGCCCGUCUUGCCUCAACACAGCAGUCUUUGGCUGAAAAAGAAGCACAUCUGGCUAACCUGAGAAUAGAGCGAAGAAAACAGCUUGAAGAAAUUCUAGAAAUGAAACAGGAAGCUUUGCUUGCUGCAAUUAGUGAAAAAGAUGCAAACAUUGCCUUGCUUGAACUGUCCGCUUCAAAGAAAAAGAAGACUCAAGAGGAAGUAAUGGCUCUUAAACGAGAGAAGGACAGAUUAGUACAUCAGCUAAAACAGCAGACACAAAACAGAAUGAAACUGAUGGCAGAUAACUACGAUGAUGACCAUCACCACUACCACCACCAUCACCACCACCACCAUCAUCGAUCUCCUGGGAGGCCACAACACUCCAACCACAGACCCUCUCCAGAUCAG